Messenger RNA from Juglans microcarpa x Juglans regia, 1617 nucleotides. RefSeq names its product protein SYS1 homolog. Gene Ontology annotation, biological process: Golgi to plasma membrane protein transport; protein localization to Golgi apparatus; Golgi to endosome transport. The record is from RefSeq and is a predicted model, not a curated record. The transcript is spliced from 4 exons. The coding region runs from base 590 to 1117 and encodes 175 amino acids. Lineage: Eukaryota; Viridiplantae; Streptophyta; Magnoliopsida; Fagales; Juglandaceae. Gene Ontology annotation, cellular component: Golgi membrane; trans-Golgi network.
GAAAAAACCUGUGUCCAAAGCGUUGAGAGAGACUGAGAGACUCCAAAAUGCUAUUUGCUCUUCCACUCUCUUGUAAGGUUCUCAAACGGUCACCUUCCUCCUCUCGAUCCACUACUACUACUGCUUCUUCUUCUCCUUCUCCUCCGUUUAGUUUAAGUAAUUGAUUUUCUGUCUGAACUUUCCACCCCUCGUCUCAUCGAAGUUCAUGCAAAUCUGAAUUUCUUUUCAAUCUGAGAAAAAAACUAGGGCUUGCUUCUGCAACUGUUUACAUGUACUGGGGAUUUUCUUUUUUUUGUUGGAUCUGGGCUGACUAUAUAUCCAAAUCUAAGGCCCGUGGGUAUUACUUGAGUACCAGGAACGUAAACGUAGGAGGAGGAUUGAGAACAUUGGACUCAGAUCGAUUUGGGUUUUGAUUUUGGUUAUUGAAGGAUUAAAUUUUCUUUGGACAGUUGCUCAGAGUUCAGGAUUAUAGGUAAAGAGGAUAGCUAUUGAGGAUUUGAGAAUUGGGUGUUAAAUACUGCGAAGAAGCAAAUUGUUGUGACUUGGGACAUUUGUGGUUUCGGGUGGCUGAGAAGAGGUUCUUGUAGUCAUGUUCUAUGGUUCAGUAGUAUGGGACCCUUGGCUCAUUGUUGCCCAAAUUGUUUGUCUUCAAUGCUUAUACUAUCUCACUCUUGGAGUAUUCUUGACAAUGCUUGUUGGGAAUCGUGUGCCACGUAUGAGCCUCGAGUAUUUCUUUGAUUAUGCUACUGUCACUACCUCUACAGUAACUGGGUGGUGUGUCAUUGCUUCGUUUCUGUUCAGCUCGCUUGCAGGAGCUGCAUAUAUGACUUCUCUGAUUGAGAGGGCAAAAAAGUGCUUAGACUUUUCAGCCACUGUUUACAUCACGCAUCUCUUCAUAUGCAUUGUCUAUGGAGGUUGGCCUUCCUCAAUAACCUGGUGGGUUCUGAAUGGUACCGGAAUUGCAGUGAUGGCUUUGCUAGGUGAAUAUCUGUGCAUUAGACAGGAACUGCGAGAGAUUCCCAUUACACGAUACCGUUCAACAUUAAUGAUCACCAUUUGCAUUUGCUCUUCAAAUGGUUUCUCUUACUGUUGGAAAAUGAUGAAGAUGUUUGACUAAUUAGACAAACUGGAUAGGCGAGGACAAGUUUUCUGUAAUGACUGUUUGUUCAAAGUAAUUAGGAGGAUCUCCUACACCAAAUUUAUGAAGUAGUGGAUCUUAUAUGUGAUGAGGAAAACGAGUACCUUCAUCUUUGGAUUCUUUCCUACGCUGCUAGAUGUGAUGGGAGAUGACCUAAGAAAAUAAGAUGGUUUUAAGAAGAUGGGGCAAGAACGAGGGAAAAGAGACUAGGUAUGCAUUGCGUCAAGGAAAUGGUUAAUACUCGUAGGAAGUUUUGGAGGCGUAAUGCAUUUCCAAUUUUUUCAAAAAUGGUUGGAAAUGUGAUUCUUAUUGUGCGCCUGAUAGCAUUUCGGGUUUAAUGUAAUGUUCUUUUAUUUGGUUCAUAUUUUUUAAGAUGAUCAAUUGGAUGAGUUGCCAGUUCCAUUGUGAAAUUGGCCAAACUUUUAUAAUCAUGUGUAGAGUCGAGUAUAUUGAUUCCAAUAUGUGAAAUACUUUAGCUA